GAAAAUUCCAUAUUGAAAGCAAUGUUUUUUAUUUUUUUUUUCGGAAAGGGGGGAGGGAGGGAUGUGUCUGUGAAUGAAUGGUGUUCCCUUCGAAAUAAAAAUUAGGCGCUCUCUCCCUCUCUCUCUCUAUGUCGAUUUUUCUCCAAUAGUCCGUUAAUGGCGAUCUGAGCCAAACACCAGUCCAAUUUGGUUCCUCGUGAGAGAGACAGGGUGACGGCAAACGACGAAGCUUGAAGCUGAAAUUUAGGGCUUUCCUUUUUCUUCCUUUGAUUUUUUUUCCGCUCCCCCUUUCUCCCGGAAUCGUAUUUUCUUACUGUCACUGUCGCGGAAGAGACGGAGGAACACGCGGGAAAGGGGACGUGAACAUAGGGGAACGGAGAGAGAGAGCAACAAUGUCGGCAUUGGAUUGUAUCGACGGGUUUCUCUUCUCUCUCAGCAGAACCUUCUGCAGCCCUUUUGCUGUUUUCAUUCAGAUCCAGGGAUGUGUUAUCUGCUUGGUUCUUGCUCUGGGAUUGUUCUUGGCUGCAUAUGUCAGGAACAGAGAGGUUAAGAGAAUGAAGAAGAGAAUGAAAGCAGGCAAUAGCUUUGCAUUCCUUUGUGAAGACAUCAAUGAACUCGAACACUCUAAUCAGAUCAAUCUUCCAAGGGUGUCGGUCAUCAUGCCUUUGAAGGGUUUUGGAGAACACAAUCUGCAUAACUGGAGAAGUCAGAUUGUUUCUCUCUACGGUGGGCCGUUGGAGUUUCUUUUUAUCGUCGAGAGUAUUGAAGACCCUGCAUAUCAUGCUGUGUCCCGUUUACUCUCCGAGUUUCAGGACCAAGUCGAUGCAAAGGUUGUGGUUGCUGGGUUGGCAACAACUUGCAGCCAGAAGAUUCAUAAUCAGUUGGUCGGAGUUGAGAAAAUGCACAAAGAUACCAAAUAUGUGUUAUUUUUGGAUGAUGAUGUUAGACUGCACCCUGGAACCAUUGGAGCCCUAACGGCCGAGAUGGAGAAAAAUCCAGAGAUAUUUAUCCAAACUGGAUAUCCUCUUGACUUGCCAUCCGGAACUCUGGGGAGUUACUGCAUCUACGAGUAUCACAUGCCUUGCUCAAUGGGCUUUGCAACUGGUGGAAAAACAUUCUUUCUAUGGGGAGGAUGUAUGAUGAUGCAUGCUGAUGAUUUCAGAGAAGACAGAUAUGGUGUUGUCUCGGGGUUACGUGGUGGGGGAUAUUCCGAUGAUAUGACCCUUGCAGCUAUCGCAGGGGCUCACAAGAGACUCAUUACAUCGCCUCCCGUUGCUGUUUUCCCUCAUCCUCUUGCGACCGAUCUCAAUUUCGGAAGGUACUGGAACUACUUGAGGAAGCAAACCUUUGUGCUGGAGUCGUAUAUAUCGAGAGUUAACUGGAUGAUGAACAGAGCUCUAUUCACAACCCACUGCUAUCUCUCGUGGGGACUCGUCACGCCUUAUUUGAUGGCCGUGAUCCAUGUCACUUCCGCCUUACGCAUAUAUAUAAACGGGCACCGACUCGAGGACUCAUCCUUUGCUUCUCGUGGAAUGAUGCUAGUGAUAGCUCUGGCGAUGUGCACAUUCACGGAGCUUGUUUCCAUGUGGAAUUUGACGAGGAGAGAAGUCGAGCUCUGCAAUAUGUUGUCCCCUGAAGCUCCCAGGCUCUCUCUUGCUGCUUAUAACUGGGGACUUGUGUUCGUAGCGAUACUAGUGGAUAACUUCCUAUACCCGAUAUCGGCUCUACGUUCGCAUUUCUCACAAUCCAUAAACUGGUCUGGCAUCCGAUACCACUUGAAGAACGGCAAGAUAUACAAGAUUGAAAGAAGAAAGGACAUGAUUCCAAUAAAGACAGACUUAGGAGGGAAACACUUGUAUGGUAAGAAAGGAGUUCCUCACCAAGUCUCGUUCCUAAGCUCGCUCGGCAGGAACUUGGCUCACUGGCGUCAACCCAAGAAGUUCGACGUCUAGGCUCUCUCUCUCUCUUGCCCCUUUCCUUCGUCACAGUUAGGAGGAAGCUUUUGAAUUUGAUUUUUUGGGGGUCUUCUUAGCUUACAUUUAUGUGUCAAUGUUCAAUCCAUCGAUAUCGGUUCCCUCUGAUUUAUGAAAUUUUUCUUGCUUUCGGGUUCUA
Tarenaya hassleriana is the source of this 2112-nucleotide messenger RNA. RefSeq lists its product as uncharacterized. The record is from RefSeq and is a predicted model, not a curated record. Bases 393 to 1952 code for a protein of 519 amino acids. The transcript has 14 exons. Gene Ontology annotation, cellular component: membrane. Gene Ontology annotation, biological process: glucosylceramide biosynthetic process. NCBI's taxonomy places the organism in Eukaryota, Viridiplantae, Streptophyta, Magnoliopsida, Brassicales, Cleomaceae. Gene Ontology annotation, molecular function: ceramide glucosyltransferase activity.